CUGCCUCUCAAGAUUGAUUUUGCAAAGUUGAAAUUAGGUUCUCUCUCAAUUCUCUUGCCUCUAUCUCUCUCUUCGGCCCUUCUCUCUCCAGAUCAAUCAGAAUUCGGAUCAACCCCUCAUUGUCCAUCUCUGAAAAUAAUUGAACAGAGAAAAUCCAAUGAUGCAGAAGUCGAGUCACUGCGAGAGGAAUACCAUCAAAGGGUUGCAACACUUGAAAGGAAGGUGUAUGCUCUUACAAAGGAAAGGGACACGCUUCGGCGGGAGCAGAAUAAGAAAAGUGAUGCAGCUGCUCUUCUGAAGGAAAAGGAUGAAAUAAUUAAUCAAGUUAUGGCUGAAGGUGAAGAGCUUUCAAAAAAGCAGGCUGCUCAAGAAGGACAGAUUAGGAAAUUAAGGGCUCAGAUCAGAGAGUUUGAAGAAGAGAAGAAAGGGUUGAUUACUAAACUUCAGGAUGGGAAAACAUUGGACAAUGAGUUGGAGGUUGUUGAGGGAAUGAAGCUAGAUAGGGGCUACAUAUCCCCUUAUUUCAUCACCAACCAGAACAAUCAGAAAUGUGAAUUGGAAAAUCCUCUAAUCAUAAUCCAUGAGAAGAAAAUCUCAAGUAUUAAUGAUGUGGUUAAAGUAUUGGAGUUGGUUUUGCAGGUUAGCAUUUCUCUGGUUAGGUUCACUAGUUUCUUCGUUUUUACUAUGAAUUGGUUGACAAACUUUUGCUCCUUUUCAGAAGCAAAGUUAUGAUUUCAGAUCUGUAGAUAACCUGUUGUUGCUGAUAUUGCUACACGGGAGGAGAACAGAACAACUUGGAAAAUGUGCAAGAAGGGAGAGCUAACUCAUACAACGAAGAACAAAUUGAUGAAGUUAAGAUCAAAAUUAGUAGAAUUUGUGAGCUCUCCAUUAUUUAUAAUUAUAGGUAGGAAGUAUGUAUGUAAUAGAGCAAAGAUUGGUUGACUAUGUAAUAACAAUUGAAUUGUCAAGUUUUAUGAAAGAAAUAAUUUUUGCUUCUU
Molecule: messenger RNA, 998 nt
Organism: Prunus dulcis (almond)
Lineage: Eukaryota; Viridiplantae; Streptophyta; Magnoliopsida; Rosales; Rosaceae
Product: chaperonin CPN60-1, mitochondrial-like
Exons: 8
Coding region: 328-732 (134 amino acids)
Biological process (GO): protein refolding
Cellular component (GO): mitochondrion; cytosol
Molecular function (GO): ATP-dependent protein folding chaperone
Source: RefSeq, a predicted model, not a curated record